AUUGCCUUAAAUGUCUGUUUCUAUAACUUUGUACUGAUCUUAAUUGGAAGUGUCGCUAGUUAGUCCUUUAUUACAAUGGAUUCUUCUAGUUUAAUCAGGUAGUCCAGAGAAUUAGUUCGAUUUCUUAGGUUAUUCCGGACUAGGACCAAUUUUCAUUUAUCCUUCCUCCUUUGAUCCGUCUCCGCACUCCCCCUCUCCAAAGUUUCAUUCUUUCUGCUAAUUUCUUCCUUCUCUUAGUUUCCUGGAGAAAAAAAAGGGGAUCCUGAUUCUAUUCCCUUUGCGCCUGAUUCCAGCCUUUUAGGCUGGGUUUUGACAUCUGAUCGCUUUUUUUGUUGAUAUAUGAGGGUCAGGUUUCUGUGGGAUUUGCAUUGUUCUGGUGGUCGGUCUUUUGGCGCAAGCUUUCCGUAAAGAUGUCUACAGAUGUUCAUAGCUUCGUUGAAUGGAAAGAAGAGUUUGUUUCUCAGGAACGCGGUAAUCGUAUAGUUUACUAUUUCUUGAAGGAUGCUGCCGGGGAUUCCGUCCUUGCCGUUGUUGGUACAGAGAGGAGCCUUAGGCACAUGGUUUAUGUAGUUGCAGAAGACUUCUUACAGGCAUAUGGGUCUGAGAAAUCCAUCAAUGUAAGCUUCAAGUGGAGAUCAAGGAGAGAGGUUGUUGACUGGCUCACGUCCAUGCUCAUGAAGCAUCAAACUUCGCAUGAUGAUCCAAAAUUACCAAUGUUUGAUUCAUCACAAGCUAUUGGAUCUACUGAAUUCCUUACAACUGGACUUGAUGCCCCAGGAAUCCGUCUUCCAGAUCGUGCGAGCCGUAUUGCAAGGAAGUUAAAGGGUCACAAUACAGAUAUUGUAUGGUCUGGUGUUGCUUGGACUUGUGGUAAACAGCUCAAGCACUACCCAGCAUUUUGCAGGAAUGGAACCACCAUAGCUAUUCAUUCUUUUGUUCUCGUCAUGGCUGAAGAAGAAAAUCACUAUCUCGCUCACUUGGAAGAUAUGUAUGAAGACAAGAAGGGACAGAAGAAGGUGAAAGUACGAUGGUUUCACCAUAAUCAAGAGGUCAAGGGUGUGGUUCCUCUGCCAAAUCCACAUCCUAGAGAGGUUUUCUUCACACCUUAUGCCCAGGUCAUCAGUGCAGAGUGUGUUGAUGGUCCUACAACAAUUCUAACUCCUGAGCACUAUGAAAAAUGCUUGGCUGCUCUUCCAGAAUCUUCCUCACCUAGAAUCCAUCUUUGCUUUAGGCAGUUUAGAAGCAACAGAAUUAAGCCCUUUGAUCUGAGUAAAUUGCGAGGCUAUUUUCACCAAAUCAUCCUCUCAUGUAUAGAUCCCAAUCCCCUCGCCAAGCAUAACCUUACCUGUAAUAGCAUGAUUGGAGAAGAGGAGGAAAAGUUUAGCCAAGGAGGCCCUGUGAGACAGGGAGCUAAGAGAACACGGAGUUGCAGGGGGCGUCAGAAGAUUGUGUCAAAUUGUUCUGUUGCCAGAAUUUCAGGUCCAGGGAAGCAGGUAGCACCAUGCCUACCAGCACAUCAGAACUUGAAAUUUAGAUUGUCCUGUAGGAUGACACCGGCUGUUAAGUCUGUUGGUCCGCAAGCCCAGCUUACCACACCUUUUAAGGUCCAUGAAAAGAUAGAGCUGCUUUGCCAAGAUAGUGGUAUCCGAGGCUGCUGGUUUAGGUGUACUGUCUUGCGAGAAUCUCGAAAACAGCUGAAGGUCAAAUAUGAUGAUUUGCAGAAUGAGGAUGGAUGUGGAAACCUUGAGGAAUGGAUCCCUGCUUUCAGACUUGCAGCACCUGAUAAACUGGGCAUGCGAUGCUCUGGUCGCCUUAGAAUUCGACCGCGUGCUCCUGAGUAUCCAGUGGACAUUCCAUUUGAGAUUGGAGCUCCAGUGGAUGCAUGGUGGUGUGAUGGCUGGUGGGAAGGGGUGGUAACUGGCAUUAACAGCACAGAUGGUAGCCUUCAGGUUUACUUCCCUGGUGAAGAUUUUUUCUCGACUUUCCAGAGGAGGAGUCUAAGGAGUUCUAAGGAUUGGGUGGGGAACCGAUGGGUUAAUAUUGAGGUGAAGCCAGAUAUACUGUCCAUCAUAUCUGCAGCAGUCAGCCCUGGCACAAAGCUCUCCUCGUGCUCCACUAUGGCAAAGGGGAGUGAGUCUGGUGGUUCUGCAAUAUCAGAUCGUGAAGGCCCCUCUGCUUGUCGACUUGAGACAGUUGAAGAGGACAAUCAAGAAGUAGCUGUUUCAGCCGGAUCUGAUGGAAUGCUUGAGAAUGUUGAGUGGGUGAACUACAGGAAACAACCAUGUGUUGAAGAUGAAGCUAAGAGAGAUGAUGCUGAUGAUGAUUAUUAUGAUGAUGAUGAUGGUGAGUAUGGUCAUGAUGAUGAUGAUGAUGAUGGUGAUGAAGACGAUGACGGUCAUGCCAGUGAGGACAGGGUAGGGGAAGAAUUUGACCAUACUGGCCAGAAAUGUGAAGCAAUAGAACUAAUGGAAGUUGCUGUGUAAGAUAGAGAAUGACGCUUUGUUCUACAAUGAUAGUGAUGAUUGCUGGUGAACGCAAGAGACUGGAAGUCGGGAUUACGAUUUCUGUAAAUAAGCUUAGAGAGGUGACAUGCAGUAUUUAUAGGGUCAUUCAUUUCCAUUUCAGCUUUGGAUAUUGGCCAGUGUACAGAAAGAAAAUGUUACAGGAAUUUGGUAGAUUUCUGUUAUAUUAAGGCAGAUUAGAAUGUUAUUAGGAUUGAGGACCAGUGAGGGAGAGGCCCCUUCUUUCUGAGGAGUAUGUUAUUGCUGGAUUUGAACAGUGCUUAGGAGCUAGCAGCAAGGCACCAUCAGGAACCUAAACUGUUAUUUUGCCUUCACUAGUUAAUGGUUAUAUACUAGUAUACAUAAAUAGUUGAAUGCUAUGUUUGGAAUGAAUCUUAUGCUACUUCGGUAGUU
Telopea speciosissima is the source of this 2915-nucleotide messenger RNA. RefSeq lists its product as uncharacterized. The transcript has 6 exons. Gene Ontology annotation, molecular function: chromatin binding. The coding region runs from base 411 to 2483 and encodes 690 amino acids. Lineage: Eukaryota; Viridiplantae; Streptophyta; Magnoliopsida; Proteales; Proteaceae. The record is from RefSeq and is a predicted model, not a curated record.